CACAGGCAGUCACAGGUCGGCAUGCGUAGCGGCAGCGACAGCGCGUCCUUCGGCCAGCGCGCGCCGUGCCAAUGCCGCCGCAGCGAAGCCCGGGCCGGCGCGCUCGCCAGGCGGGCAGCCCGGGGGGCGGCUCCUGCGGUCCCGGGGGCGGCGGCGCGCUGCUAGAGCCAGCAGCAGCCCCCUGGCAGCAGCCCCCCGCCGGCUCCCAGACCGUCCGCACUCGGCGGGCCGGCGACUGCUGGCGGCCCACGACGUCGCGCACCAGCCGCCGACGGGCCCACGAGGACGACCUCGACGAACACGACCACGACAACGACGACGACGACGGGUGACGGCGUCACCAUGACGGCCAGGGAGGUGCUGCUGGAGGGUGGCCCGCCCUGGGGCUUCCGAAUGCACGGCGGCGCCGAUCAGGGACAGCCGCUCAAGAUAUCCAGGGUCAACCCCGGCAGCCGAGCCACCGCCCAGGGCGUCCGGGAGGGGGACAUCAUCUCCUCGAUCGACGGGAAGGCGACGGCCGCCAUGACCAACGCCGACGCGCACCAGCUGCUGCGCGCGGGCGGGCCCGCGCUCCGCCUGGGGCUCAACGGGUCGAGCGGAGGACCCAUCCGGAGGAGAGGAAGCGCUCCGCAGCCUCCCGACGAGGCGCCGCAGUGGAGGGACGCCAGCACCGGCCUGUCGGCGGGUCCCGGAAGCCAGCUCCCCCGCGCGCCCAACCCCACCGUCACCCUGCUGCAGAAGGCGAGAGAAGGGCACAUACCCCGUGGAGCCCAGUACCUGGACCACGAGAACGCGUCUUCUUCGUCUUUGGACCAAUUGGACGGAGAUGCGACAAAUGUGCGGAUCGUGAACCACCACGCGAGGAGACCUGUGGAGGGAGUCGGGCCCACGACCAAGGACGGUUUACCCACUGUACUUCGCUCGGAGGUGCGGGAUGACAACAAGGAGCGCUGGUACAAGCGCAUGUACGACCAGCUGCACAAGAUAAAGCAGGACGACGACUACGUGACGGUGCGAUACAGGCCCAACCACAAAGACCAGCGGAUCUCGACCACACCGCGGAGAGCGGAGGGGGAGGCGACCAAGUUCAAGUGGCCCGGAGGCAGGACGUCGGGCUACCAAUCGGAACCGGAACUAGGCCACUCGGAUGCAUCGAAAUACUACACGCUGGACCGGCGGCGCGGACCACCGCGCCAGCAGCAAUACUGGCAGCAGCAGCAGCAGCAGCAGCAGCAGCAGCAGCCCACGGACCCUCCGUCACCCACGCCAACGCCGGCCGCGCCCGGGGGCGUGCCCUCCGGGGGCGUGCCCACCGUGACCACGCCCCGGAGCAGAGCGGUGUCCGAGUCGCUCAAGUAUGCGGCGGAGCAGUACCGGAACCAGCCGGGACGCAUCGAGAACUACGAGCCGGGCAAGUCCUCCAUCGCGGAGAAGGAAGCCAAGCAGUGGUGGGACGAGGUGCUGGACAUCUUUGAUGGGUGGCUGGACGAUCAGUGGGCUGCCCCGCGCUGCCGCCGGCGACACCUCCACAGCAUGGAGAAGAGGAACAAGGAGAACCUGCAAGCAUUCAAGCCUUCGUUUAUGACAUACGCGCUGAAGGAGUCGGGCUACGAGAGCGACACGCAGCUCGUGGUGCGGCGGCGCGAGGACGGCCCCGGAGCCGAGCCGCUGUCACCGGCGCAGCAGCGCACGGCCUACAAGGAGAUCCAGAAGGGCGGCGACGUGCCGCUGCACGGGCUGCGCAAGACGGCGCCCGAGAAGCCCAAAGAGAGCUCAGCUUCCGGCGUGGCGACGUGAUCCUGGUCAAGAGACAGGUCGACCGGAACUGGUACGAGGGUGAGCUCAACGGCCUGCAGGGCCUCUUCCCAGCCAACUAUGUGGAGGUGCUUCCAUACGACUCGCUGCGCUCCACGCCCACCAAGCGAGUGCAGGAGGGACAGGCUCGCGCCAAGUACAACUUCAUCGCGCAGACUAGACUGGAGCUGUCUCUCGCCAAAGGGGAGCUGGUCAACCUGAUUCGGCGGGUGGACGAGAACUGGUUCGAAGGGCGCGUCGGCAACCAGAAGGGCAUCUUCCCCGUCUCGUACGUGGAGGUCCUCCUCGAGCCGUCGGAGCGACCAGCCACGACGCCGAUUCCUACGGGCAAGCCGGUGGCGGCUCCGGCGGCGCACAGCCUGAUCCUGAACGGCGGCGGCGGCGCGCACUCGUACCAGCCGCCCACCGGCCGGGCGCCCGCCAACUACUCGGGCGUCACCCCGUACGGCUCGGUGCCGGCCUCUGCCAUCGCGGCCCCGGCCAAGCAGGCCGCCGCCGUCAACCAGACCCUGCACAUCGACACGCACUCCGACCCCGUGCCAUACCGCGCCCUGUACAACUAUCGGCCCCAGAACGACGACGAGCUCGAGCUGCUCGAGGGCGACAUCGUCCUGGUCAUGGAGAAGUGCGACGACGGCUGGUACGUCGGCUCCUCGCAGCGCACCGGCUUCUUCGGCACCUUCCCAGGCAACUACGUGGAGCGGAUAUGAUGUACCGGAUCCUGGUUACAAAAGGUUCCUAAUCCAACUGUCUGUGUGUUCUGAGUCGAGUAUGAAGUCGAAGAAACUUGUGACCUCUUAUUAAUAAAGCCAAAGGAAACUGUACUAAUCAUUAAUUGAGGAAGACCUUUGUCUUAAAAAGGCAAAUCUUCCGACUUUUGCCAUAAAAUGUAUGUAAUUUCUUAUGAGUCUGUACUCAAGAAUGACAUUCGCACAGUGAAUUUAGUGCUAUUUAAGGUACUUGUGCUUGUUUUGCUCUUAACCAUCCAAAUGUUAAUCAUUGGCACUGUACAGGUGUUGAUGCAUGUCAUAAUGCCAUUUUGUGAAAUCCACAUUUUUGAAACCAAAAAAGUUUUAUUUUACUGACCACAAUUUGAGUAAGUUAGUCAUAGUAUAGCGAGCGAAUGCAUUGGGCAAGUAAUUGUUUUGAUAUGUGUAGUGUCCUGUGAUUAUUCCUAAACCCUACUGGCACUUAAUGGUUAAUCAGAAAAUAUUUUGAUUUUUUGAAGUUGUUUCAUAACUAUAAAGAUGUUGACCAAGUUAAUCCAGAAAGUAAGUCAAAAGAUCUUCGUCUAUUAAGCUUAACUUGUAAUAUAGAUUUUGAAAACUUACGCACUUAAGUUCAAGCUCAGUGGCUUGAGGAAAGGCUUCAUGACGGCAAUAAGUGCAGGUAGAAAUCUAGUCAUGCUUUUGCACGCACAUAUUAAUCGUACUCAAUUUAUAGGAUCUAUUUUUGUAACAACAUUAUUGUUACCUUAGAACUGAUUCCAUUGCACAUCUUUCCAAGAAAGAAAAAAAAACAUUGAGAAAAGAAAACUUGACAAAUAUUAAAGAGUGUUCGAAAUAUGUUGACUUGGUAACUAGGCUGGCAGCACUGGAAAACUUGGGGGGCAUUCGUGUUUCUUAAUUCAAUCCACUGCCUUAAGGAUAAAGUUUGUUAUGCACUCCAGCCCAUAGAGUCUUUCUUUUUUACAUGGAGUGGAGUGCGUUACAAAAGAUAUUCUGCCUUGUAAGUGCAUGGCAAAUAAUUCCUUUUGGAGGUCGAGAUCAAGUGUGACGCAUUGUUUCCCAGUGUCAAAAACGUCGUGAGUCAUUUGUUGAACAAAUAGAUGUAAAGAUCCCAGUUUCUUAAUUUGACUCACUUUUUCUUUGAAGAAAAAAUGAUUUCGAGCGAGCGGGAUCCAGUCAAGAUACGUCUGAAUUGUCUCUCUCCGAUCGUGCAGACAUUCACAGACACUUUCCAGGAGUGCAUUGGCUGUUUUCACAUUAAUUUGAUCUGUUUGAGUGUUAUGAUAAUACGACUUUACUACCCCUAUGACCUGAAAAUUGUCUAGUACCUAUUCUCCUAUACUUCCUACCCUUUCUCAAACGUUUAAGUCCGCAUCAUAAUAUAAUAAAGUAGUCAGGAAGUGAAAAUAAAUAAAACGGAGCCUUCUGAGAUCCCAUAACAGAUUGAUAUUUCAUUUUGAGAUUUUGAGUCGUUAUUUGAGUCCUUCAACAUUGUAACAAACUUUUGUUGUUAGUUUUAUGAAAUGAAUAAAACCCGUAUCGUGUUCAUUUUAACAAUAAAGAAAAUGUAACGCAUGUUAGUGCCGCACUAAUGAAGUAUAUAUGUUUUUGUUGGCCGCUGCCCGUCCUCGACUUGCGAUCCGAAAAUGUUUUGAAUCGUUUUAUUGUUAUCCGAAAGUCAAUUCCGCAGACUAGAGCGGCAGCGCCACCCGUGAUUGUUGUUAUAAAAACCGAGAUGUUCACAAUAAAAGCAUAGACCUAUUGA
This is a messenger RNA of Frankliniella occidentalis (western flower thrips), 4308 nucleotides long. Its product is annotated as sorbin and SH3 domain-containing protein 1. The record is from RefSeq and is a predicted model, not a curated record. Lineage: Eukaryota; Metazoa; Arthropoda; Insecta; Thysanoptera; Thripidae. Gene Ontology annotation, molecular function: protein binding.